This is a messenger RNA of Naegleria gruberi, 576 nucleotides long. RefSeq lists its product as uncharacterized. NCBI's taxonomy places the organism in Eukaryota, Heterolobosea, Eutetramitea, Acrasida, Naegleriidae. The record is from RefSeq and is a predicted model, not a curated record. Gene Ontology annotation, biological process: microtubule-based movement. Bases 1 to 576 code for a protein of 191 amino acids. The transcript has a single exon. Gene Ontology annotation, molecular function: ATP binding; microtubule binding; microtubule motor activity.
AUGUCUCAACUUCCAUCAUCUGCCCAGAGCAACAUUUCCAUCGAUUUUAACGAUCCUCCAAUCGGCCUUGAACAAUCAUGGCUCGAAGAAAAUAGAGACAGUCGUGAAGGACAUACUCUUCUUAAAUCAUUAAUUAUUGAUCAAAUUAAUCAAAUUCCGGUUGCUAACUUUAAUCUUGUUCUUCAACAGUGCAGAAAUAGAACAAGUGAUGGAGUGAGUUGCCAUCUUUCCCAACAAAUUGAAUUAUACAAACAAGAGAUUGACAAGUUGAUUCAAGAAAAUCAACGUGUUAGUAAACAAUUACACAAGGAGAUGAAACUCCGUCAACAAUACUUUAACGAAUUGCAAUUGUUGAAAGGUGCCAUCAGAAUUUUUGUUAGAGUCAGACCAUUGCUGACACAUGAAAUUCAACAAGGAGACUUUACAGUACUCAGAUUUUCAAAGACAAAUCCACAAACUCUUUUCCUUCCAAAAGUUUUACAAGAAACACAACCAGAAGAUAAGAUUACCAAACAAAGCCAUAGACAAUUCCAAUUUGACAAGGUAUUAGGACCUAAUGUUCAUCAAAAGAUGUAA